AAUAUCUUAGUGGCGGAUGACAACUAGUCCGCCAUGCCAUAUUAAAGGGCUCGAUCAAGUGAUUCCGGCGCUCACUUUGUUUCUCAUCCUUGCUCAGCCUGUUUCCGCCUUGUGUCUUGCAAGGGAUCAUCGGUGCAUAAUUUCAUGCUCGCCGCAACUCCCAUCGAUUUUGCCUUCGACGAAGAUGAUCAUUGGCUAUCCACAGCUCCUCCUUUGCUAUACAGGUCGACAAGUGUCGGAAGUAGCUGGGGAGUCACAUCGAUAGGUCGCGGCUUUGAUUGGUCUGCGAAAGAUGAUAAUGAAGUCGAAGUCAUAUCGCAACCUCAAUGUCCAUUGGAGAAAAAGCCGCCACAGGAUCUUCCAAAGCUCGAAGACUCUAAGUCCGCAAUGCCCACUCGACCGCCUCUACUGGUUUCUCCAGUCCCUGUUCGUUUGCUUUCAGAAACUCAAACACCCUCCCCAAACUGUGAACCAUUAAUGUUAUCCCCAUCUGCAUCUACUCCCAACCUAACGGACUCUCCGAUAUCUGACUCUCCGUCUCGUUCGCUAUCGCGCUUGUCAUUGCAUUCGACAACCCCACUUGAGCCAAAUGUAUCUGAAGCACAUCAUCCCCCACUUUCCCGUUCCCCUACCUUGUCACGAGCUCGCAGGAGGUCUUCACAGCAGCGGGUGUCCCUCAUCGCAGGUCGCGUUAUGAUAGCCCCGAUAGAACCGCCUUCACCGCCUCCUACAAUGCCAAAGAUUCUACAUCGGUCAGGAAGCACUGGAAGUAUGUUGUCUUCCGUUGCAAGUACCUGUCCUCCGACCCCCGCUCGUGAAGCCUCCUCAUUACCUGAUGGCAAGGCCAUAUCAGACUUUUUUAUCGAAGGUGAGAUCGGCCGAGGCGCGUACGGCCUCGUCAAAAGAGCACGCGAAUACAAAACAGAUGGAUCCCUUGGGCCACCAUUGGUCUUGAAACAAAUAAUCAAGUCUCGCAUCCUUGCUGACUGUUGGAAACGACAUCCGCGGUUUGGCACGAUACCAAUAGAAAUUUUUGUCAUGUCUGUUAUAUCAUCAACGUCGUACACCUUACCCGCAGUACGGCCAUGGGAUCCAUCACGACGACGGCCUCCCGCUAGAACCGACGGGGACCCGACACGUUUUCAGCCUGAUUGUAUUCACAUGGCCGACGAUGAAAGGUGGCAAGAAGGAAAAGAGAUCAAGGGACAUCCAAAUAUCUGCCCUCUGGUGGAUUUCUUCGAAGACAACCAUUAUUACUAUCUUGUCCUACCGUCUUCCACGCCUGAAAAGACGUCCAAUGAGCCUCCUCCAACAGAUCUAUUUGAUCUCGUCGAGACUUACCCCCAGGGACUUUCACCGUUUGAUAUUCGCAGCUAUCUCGGACAGCUUGCAGAUGCCCUAUGUUUCUUGCACUCUCAUGGGAUAGUUCAUCGAGAUGUAAAGGAUGAGAACGUUGUCCUUGGACCGAAUGGCAAAUGCGUCUUAAUAGACUUCGGAAGUUCGGGACUUGUGAAGAAGAACGGAUGGGACACAUUCAGUGGGACGUUGGACUAUGCGGGCCCUGAAAUUUUACGUGGGGAGCGAUAUCACGGGAAGGAGCAAGAUGUAUGGGCGUUCGGUGUUGUGGCAUACGUCCUUCUCGUAGGAGAAUGCCCUUUCGUCACGGCAGCUGAGGCCCAAGAGGGGUUGGCCUCGCCGUUUGCGAACGCAUCUAUUGCACUGGAUGAGCGUUGCGGUGAUGAUAAGGAGAAAGAUGGAGAAGAGGAGGAUGGAGGUGGAGCAGCAGGAGAUGCUGCAGCCCUCGUCAGGGCUUGCUUGCAAGUGGAAGUGAGUGCGAGACCUACGUUUGAGAACAUUUUGCAGUGUCGAUUUUUGAACGGGGGAAAGGGUUGGGGGAUGGAGCUGCCCUGCGGUAAUUAUCAACACCUAUCUCCACAACCGAGCGCGUUUCCAGCACGUGUCACUUGAUCGAAGGCAACGAGGCAGGUAUUUUGUCUGUCAGACUCCCACUGAUCCUAAUGAGGAUCUGUUCGGCCUAUCUUGGACAUCUCUCCUCUUAUGUCCUUUCUUUUUAUCUCAAACCAUCAAAUCUCACCGUAUCAGCAUCGAUCUGCCAUGAGGCCUCAUAAUACUAUUGAUCUGUUUCAACUAGCUAGUACGCAAUGCUAUCGAUAGGCUGUACUAGUAGCACAUCGUAACCCUCUUCUUGUAGAUUAAUCAUAUCUGUAUCAAAUUGAUCGGG
Messenger RNA from Suillus discolor, 2242 nucleotides. RefSeq names its product kinase-like protein. Gene Ontology annotation, cellular component: cytosol; cytoplasm; nucleus. The transcript is spliced from 4 exons. Gene Ontology annotation, biological process: protein phosphorylation; negative regulation of glycogen biosynthetic process; intracellular signal transduction. The record is from RefSeq and is a predicted model, not a curated record. Gene Ontology annotation, molecular function: ATP binding; protein serine/threonine kinase activity. Lineage: Eukaryota; Fungi; Basidiomycota; Agaricomycetes; Boletales; Suillaceae. Bases 145 to 1968 code for a protein of 607 amino acids.